CAAUCUUCGGAAUCAGAUGUGAAAUAUCAACAGUUUAACCAAUCAUAUCAUAAACAAGGAUAUUACUCCGCAAAGAAUUCUAGCCCAACCUUGCUUACACAUCUGCAAUUUCGUCAUAGUAAUUCUUCCAUACAUUUCCACUGGUGCCUGAAAUAUAAGGAUCUUGCAUCGAACCGAGUUACCCCUCUUAGAAAUCAAUCAAUCAUUAGCAAGCAACCAAACGCCUCUUUUACAGCCUCACAUUACACUUUACAUCACAUCACAUCACAUCACAUCAUCUCACCUCACUCACAACACCAAACACUACAAAUACUCUUCACAUACCUUUGAAGAGUUCUCAUAUGUCAUUCUUCACAAGAUCUCUUCACAAAUUACCAAAAGUUUCAAAAGCUUCCUCUGCAAAUAAUCUUAUUUUUCAUUCCAUCAAUAAAAGAUCUUUUCAUCAAUCUAUCGCAAAUAUGGGUGUUCACAAUCUUGCAACGUGAGUUAUAUCUCCCUCUUGCCUCGAGGCUGUACUCUUGCUUGGAGGUGUUUCGUAUUCUAGUCAUGGAUAGCUAUAUCGCAUCAAGAUAUCUACACCAUCGAGUUAAAAUACUUUGUCCUCGAUAAUGUGGGUAGGAAGUGGGGGGCUUGAAGAGCUUUUUGAAAGAGAUCCGUGGUGGAAACGCAAACAGAUAAAGCAAAAGCUAACAAAUCAAUAACAGCGCGACUGAAUUCAAGUCUGCUCUUACCGAUAACAACAUUGUCGUUCUCGAUGCUUUCGCAACAUGGUGCGGUCCUUGCAAGGCUAUCGCUCCUAGAGUCGCUAAGUAUGUUAUCCUCUUCUUUCGACACUAUCAUUCUCCACGUUCUACCCACCACGACCGUUCAAUGAAAAGCCGCUCAGGAAUCCCAUCCAUAAUAAAUGCUAACAAUCCCUUCACACAGGUUCUCAGAAGACUACCCCGCCGCCCAUUUCGUCAAAAUUGACGUCGAUGAGCUCCCAGAUGUAGCACAAGAGCUUGGUAUUAGAGCUAUGCCUACCUUUUUGAUCUUCAAGGGAGAGGAGAAGAUCGCAGAGGUUGUAGGUGCCAAUCCUGCUGCUUUGGAACAGGCUAUUCAAAAGGCGCUGGCGGGAGAAGAAUCUACCUAAGUUGGGGAUGAUGUGGGUGGAUGAUUAUUAUUUAGUUAUUGAGCGGAUGUUAUACUCAUGGAUUUUAGGUGGAUGGGGUGGUGGUCUUUUGUUUCAAGGGGGAUUAGGAUGAAUGAUGAAUCGAUGAUUUAUAAACAUUUAUUUUGAGUCUGUGAUGGGAUUGUGAAUCAUGAAUGAAAGUACUCGGAUUUCUGCGUGCUUUCAUUUCACUACUGCGAAUUACGAUAAUAGUCGCCGAGCAGUCCCCGAUUCGUUAACAUCUAUACACACCCAUUCCAAUAUAUUAUACCAAUACAUUUUCCACCGCUAUAAUAUAUCCCCUUUCCUCUCGGAUCUCAAAUUCCACUCCACCUGUCUAUAACACAGACACUCUCUUUUCCCUCUAGAAUCAAAAGAAGAGA
Molecule: messenger RNA, 1533 nt
Organism: Sclerotinia trifoliorum
Lineage: Eukaryota; Fungi; Ascomycota; Leotiomycetes; Helotiales; Sclerotiniaceae
Source: the annotation of a GenBank genome assembly